CGCCAAAGCCAGAACUUGGCCAUUUCAACCUCUGAACCUCCGAUCUCACCGCGCAGGGUCGGACAGGGCGCGCUCACAGCUUUCAAAUGUGAGGAUGAGGAGGAGGAGGAGGAUGAUGAGGAGCGAGAAGAGAGCCUCGUCUUCCACCGAUCCAAUCAAAUCAACUCACCAACAGACAUGCCGGGCCAAAUUUGCCUCUGUCCCAAUGGUGGCGCUGGUGGAGGUAGCGUUGCCGGUGGCAACGGUGGCUCCAUCCCGGCCGUAAGACUCGGUGCCACCUGCGGUUGCCAGAACUCCAACUGCCUCAGCGAGCUUACCUCAGACUCGCCGUGUCAUAGUCCACCGGGAAGUAGGCUGUUCUCCUUUCAGGCACUGUUGCCAGGUGGCUGUGGUACCAGCUUCUCUAACGCCCUUACAAUAGCAGCCUCAGACUCCGCCUUCUCGGUGCCCUCGGCUUCUCAACCGCCCUCCUGCCUCAUCUCUCCGUUUGCCACACAUCCGGGCCGCCAUGUUUCUCCGCUGGUCUACGCGCCGCCGCCAAUUCCUGGCCAGCCCGGCAAGACAAAGGAGCCAUUACAACCUCAUCGUGGCGCAAAAAGAAUCCAACUCGCCUCCCCCACUUCAACUGCAUCCAUUCCCAACCUGACGGUUGCCAUCUCGGGCUCCAACUUAGUCUCAUCCCCUUUCAACUCGACAACCGGUACCAGCCCACCCGCCCUGGUCUCUCCGGGCCAUUCGAUCCCCGAGGCGGGCAGUACACGACGGCGCCACGACAGAACCUUUGAUCCUUCUACAGUCCCCUCGAUGACUGGACGUGUUGGCCGAAGAAGACCCGGAGAAGUCGCGGUGGAGCAAACAGACCUAAAUUCAGGUGAGGCCCAGAGUGGAUGA
Protopolystoma xenopodis is the source of this 891-nucleotide messenger RNA. Lineage: Eukaryota; Metazoa; Platyhelminthes; Monogenea; Polystomatidea; Polystomatidae. The record is from the annotation of a GenBank genome assembly.